CGGGACGGGCGGUGACGCUGGGACGGGGAAACGGAGCUGAGAGAGCGGGCUGCCGCAGCUGGACCGACUCCCGCCCGGAACCAGAACAACACCAGGCUGCAGACGGACACACGGUUACAUCUGUAAACCAUCUGAGAGACGGUGCACAGCCGCUAUGAGAGACUACACGCCGACUCCCAGCCAUGGAGGCUCCUGCAUACCCUGCUGCCAAGUUUGCGUCUUCGUCUUUACCGCAUUUCUCAUCGUUGCAGAGAGGACGGCGCUGAUCUACUGCUUUGUGUACUAUCUGUGGGUGGGUCACAACUAUUGCUAUGCCCAUCUAGCCGGCUUCACUGCACUGUUCCUGCUGCCAGGUUGGGGUCCUCAGUGGCUCAGUUACUUGUGGUACCUGUCAGAUGGACGUAUCCGCAGGAAGUCUCUCACCUGGACACAUAUACUGCACCUGGGUAUCUUCAAAAGGCUGUUGGAGUGUAUGCAACUGCCAGAUGAGGAUGUGUAUGGUGAGAUCAUGCAGCAGGCGGAUGUAUCUGCCUUACGUCUGUUUGAGGCCUUGGUGGUCACCCUCCCUGAGACGCUGCUGCAGACGUAUGUGCUCAUCUGUACUGAUAUAGGAAUCAAAUCUCCAGCCUCGGUGUGUUUUGUGGUGUGUUUGUUGUCUCUCGCCUGGGCCUUGGUCCUCUAUGCCAGAGCCUGUUCACUCAUCAGACCAGGACACUUACAAAUGACCCCUGCUGCCAUUCUCUGUCGACUCCUGUGGAGGGUCAGUAUGCUGGGAUCUCGAUUUGCUGUUCUCAUGCUCUUCACACGCAUCUUCAAACAGUGGAUCCUAGGAGUCAUUGGUGUGCACUGGCUGGGUGCAACUUUCUGGAUGGUGUCUCAGCAGACUGACAUCAUACGAUCAACUAGUCGAUGGAGACUGUUUAACCUCUUUCUGGGAGCCAUUCACAUCUUUCUCUUCCUCAACGUGAAGUACGGUCAAUCCAGAUGCCGCAUGGCUGGAUUCUACCUGGCCAUGUUCAUAGAGAACGCUUUUCUUCUACUGGCCUCCUCCUGGUUGUUUACCAUGGUGUCCUGGGAUACUGUCGGCAUCCCAGCAGCAGUGUUCUGCAGCUUCCUCAUUGGAGUGAUAGCGUUGGUGCUGUACUAUCGUUUCCUGCACCCUAAAUCCUUUGAGAUUUUCCAGAGUAUUCGCCAUAGAGGGAUAGGUGGAGCCUGCAUGGAGCGUGGAUCUACACUGUCAUUGGAGGAGAAAGUCACACCCACUUUCCAUCGCCACGCAACACUGUCUGGAGGUGGGACUCUCAUGGACCUUCCAAUCCAAUGGGAGGGCUGGAAACAUCACCACUGGCUGCUGAUUCGUUUGGCCCUGAAAACGGGAGAUGUAACAAAGAUCUGGUCGUCGUAUGGCGAGGGGGGUCUGGCUGGACUGAUGGGUCUGUCUGAAGAAGUUCACUCCCCAGAUGAACCUUAUGUCCCUCGGCUUCCACCCAUUCAACCACAGAUUCCUCAGAUCUCACAUCCAACUCCUCAACCAGCUCCCCCACAAGUGACCCUGGCUCCACAGGUGAGAGAGGUGAUCCAGCCACCAAAGCCAACUCCCUCCACUGUAGUGGCCAGACCUGUGAGAAAAACUCCUCCCACAACAAUCCACGACAUUAGACGGUUCCCAGAGGUUAUCCCGGUCCCGGAGGCCAUUCCUGAAGAGACUGCAGAGGAAGAGUCCUUCAGCGCUCCACCAUCAGAGGAAAAAGGUGAUGAUGAUUUUCAGAGUGCCGCUUACGGCUCACCCACACCCUCAUCUCCACGGCAACCAGGAAGCCUCCGCCACAUCGACAGCAACGCUGCAACCCUGACUGAGGCCUCGUCCUCCGCAGGUUCCCUGGACAUCAAGACUCCCGGCUGGUCACCUGAGCGACGUUCCCCUCUACUGAUUGGUUCGCCAGAGAAAAAACCGGGGAUGCCUGGAGAGUCCAGCACUACACUGUAUUUCAGUGCAGAUGCACAGUCUCCCUCCAGUGGGAGCUAUCUUGGCUGGGGCUCCGAGCUGUCGCCCAUCUCCAGCUACCGAAGUCCCUACCGGAUCAGGGAGGCUCGUUUUGUCACAUCCACCCCAAGAAUGGAGCCUCGAGCUGGGGCUGAAAGUCCGGGCCUGGCGCCGGUUGUUGUGAUCCCUGCCACUCCAACACCAGGCACCACCCCUGGCGGGACCCCUGGUACUUUGACCCCUGUUGGUUCUACACCUGCAGCUUCAUCACCUGCAGCUUCAACACCUGCUGGUUCAACACCUGCAGCUUCAACACCCGCUGCUUCAACCCCCGGUGCAUCAACUCCUGGUGCUACUACGCCGGGUACACCGGUCGUUCCACUCACUCCAGUCAUCUCCCACGCUCGCAAACAGAUGGUCCAGUUUGUGGACAGUAGAGAGAGGGCAGUCUAAGGAGGGUGGGGAUAAAGGUGAGGGGAAAUCCUGGGUGGGGCAUGGUAUCUUUGUGAGUUUAGCAGUUGAGGAUAUAUCUGACUUCAUGCUUUAAAUAACCCGGAGAAGGCUUGGUGCGGGGUUAGGGGUCUUUUAAGUUCAUUUGAUUCAAUCAUGAAGAUACAGUAUACAUUUUUCUUUUCUUUCCCCUGAUAUGCAGAUACAGAGGUUAAAAUUGCAGAUAAUUGGGAUACAUGGGUGGCACAAUGGCAAAACAAUCGUUCCAGCUCACACAUUUAGCAGUGUUUGUGGGUGGUCAGCUGGUGACAAAUCAUGUUACUGCACUAGCAGCUCCUGGUUGUUUGAAGCAGCUACAUGGAGAAAGGCUGAACAGGAUAAACCUCCUCACAUGUGGUGCUCUUUGCAGGCAGGUUAAAAAAAAAGUAUCUGGGAAGUUCCUGCGUAUUAGAGGGGCAGGUGGCUGUCUGCUUCCUAUGCAAACCAUUAGAGCAGUAAACAGUGACAAACACCACUUUACAAGGGAAUUGUACUCACAAAAUUAGGGAGAUAAUUGGGAGAAAUUCGUUUUUCAGUUUAGUAUAAGCAGUUGCUGAAAACAAAAACUAUACAGAAGACUAUACACUGCAGAUUUGUAUACACGGAGGUUGAAAUCUGGGUUAGUCAAAGAAACCACUUACAGAAUUUCACAGGUGCUAAUAAAUGUGAAGCAUUGCUUCCAUUCAUUUAAAUAAACCCUUACACUUAAUUUUUAAUCAGUAGAAACUAAACUGCAGUUAAGUCCCUGGCUUGUUCUAUCAGUGCAGUCAGGUGAUGUUAUCUAUGAUAAAAUUCAAAAGCAAACAGAUUAUUAAAAUGAGGGGUUGUGAUGAAAGUACAAAGCAUAAACAAUCAUGUGAAUUAAUAGUUAAUGAAAUGCUAGCUGUAUCUCAAUGGCAAAGAACUUUCUAAAUGAAGCAAAUUAAACCAGUUUACAAUAACCAAACAUGCUGUCCGCCAAGCUGCUUGUGACGCCACUCACCAAAACCAGGCUCUUUUUUUAGAUUGGCAAGAUUAGUCUGAUACAAUGAAACCAAUGAUCUGUUAUGAAAUAUAGAAUCAAUAUAUACUUAAUGCAAACCCAAGUAUAUAUAUAUCCACAGUCAGUGAUUUUAAUAUGCUUGAGAAUGCUUCUCAUUAUUUUUUACAAAACCUUUUAGAUGAUGUUGAGAUGAUCUUGUCCAGUUAUCAGGCAGCCGCUCGCUCAUCGAACCAGUCAGUUACUCACUGUAUUUACCGUUCACUACAUGGUCGGUGUUAACACACAUUACUGUCAUACACAGAGACAGAGACAGAGGUCCUAAUUUACAGUCUGUAAAAUUGUAAAAUCUUUUCAUUAGUGUGUCUGUCUUUGUUGUAAUGAAACUAUCAGAUUAACAAAUGAUGAGAAGCAAAGUUUUGAAGGAAAAACAGUUUCUAAAUUAUUGUAUAUGCUAUGCUUUCCUUUGCUUAUUGUAGCUGCAGUCAUGUCAGUCAGUCAGCACUUUAGCAGAAAAGGUACAGCUUAAGUUUACUGUUAGAUGCCAGAGUGGCUGUAGCAUGAUAUUCUGCAAACUACACUAUAAUGACAACAUGGUAAUUUAUCAAAGGGAAAUUACUGGAAGCAAUAUAGAAUAUUAAAGCAGUGUCAUUGGAUGUUUCUAUUACUAAUAUAUAUUUCAUACAUUUCAUUUGGACAUUUUAUAGGCAAAGAAAAGUUACAAUGAAUAGACAAUUUCUGUAGGACAUAAUAGGUUUGUGGUCUUGUCUCUAACAGAGAGAAAGUAACUUUUAUGGCCACCUCUGAUAAUCACAUUUUAUUUCUCUUUUACAUGGAUGGAAUUAUAUUUAAAUGAUGAAUGAUAAGAUAUAAUGUGAGAUACAUGGUAAUUAAAUGCAGUAGCAGCAGUUGUCAGUUCUGAUAAUGUGAAUUAUAAUGGCAACAAACCUGUAUGUGCUGGGAUGGAAGUUAAACUAGUUCAUUACAUGGUGUUUUUCUUACUAAGUGAUUGUCUCAACUUCUUGUGGUCCCAGGGAGCUUAAUUUUUUUUUAUUUUCAAUUUGCCAUUCACUUUUUUUUUUAAUUGUUGAUAUCCAUUUAUUGAAGUUGGUCUUACUGAAGAGCUCACAGCAAGCUGUUGUCAGUGAAGCUUCAAGGCAAGUGUAGAAUGUAUUUGCCUUGUGAAGAAAGUUAAACAUGUACUUGUGAAAUACUUGUCAUCAACUGUGCAAAGGUUACGCCUAAAACCAGCUGCUAUUUUAAGUAUAUAUAUGAUAUGAGUGCCUAUUGAUAGAGGAAAAUGUAAGUAUUUCAUUUUGUUUUGAUAGAAACAGCUUCCACACAUGUAGACAAUCCAUCGCAGUAAACAUUAGGCAUAAAACUGGUUUCGUCAACAUGUAUUUUUUGUUAAAUUGUGCCCCUGUAGAGUGUUUUCAUGGCGCUCAUGCAGCAUUACACGUGGAUUACCUGGAAAUGCUAUUAACAUACAGUAAACACUAAAACUAGUUUGCAAGCUAUUGAGCAUUAAUUGAUUGACUUGGAAUUGUGUUGAAUGAAUAGCUGUAACUCGAAAUUACUUUGGUGUUCUCCUAUAACGUCAGCUAUUCAUAGAUAUGUGUCGCCCUUCAGUCUUUCCAUCAGUUGAACCUCCUACCUCAGUAAAACUGAAUUUCCAUGAGACAGAAUUGGUUUUAUUAUCUUUUUUGUCACAGUGAUAAAAUGUAAUUGCUCACUGUAUGACUGAAAACGCUCUGAGCCUUUGUUUAACAUUAUAAAACAUUUUUGAUAAUAUAACUACCAGACAGAGGGAAUCUAGAUAAAGAGGAGAUGUUUCUGAAUAGAAAUGUUUAUAAAGGUAAAAUGAUGUGCUGCUAUGGAUUUCCAGUUUGGUUGGUGCCAGUAUUAUGCCAUGUUUUGAUUAUUAUUAUUAUUUAUUUCAAUAUGUGAAUUGUCAUUUAAAUCACAGAAUGUGGUGUUUACCAAUAUUGGGCUUCCAUGUAUAUUUGUCUAAUAUUUUUCUGUUAUUCUUUUACCUAUGCUCUUUUAUUUUACUUUAUCUCUGUGCUUCUAAACAAAAAUAAUAACUAUAAAGUCAGGUCUAUGUCUGUAAAAAGCAAUUAAAAGGUUGAGCUGCUCAUGUUUGAAGGUAAUAAGACACGGGCAGCCGUUUGAGAAUAUACUGUAACUUGGGGUUGAUGGAACAAAGUACAGAGAAAAACAUGCUUUUGGCAGAACUGCUUUAUCAACCUGUGUCAAGCUGUUUUCCAUGUACCGCGGCCUGCUGAUACAUAAAGGGGCCAAUGCAUGAUACUUGUUCAUACAAGCAGCAGAGUUGUAUCUAUUCUCUUAGAGACAGAAAGCACUUACUGUAACCACACACACACACGCACACAUUACAGUAGUUAACGCACAUGCUAGAGUGUAUGUGUAUGCAAAAGCAAUAAGUCAGCUAAUGAAAUGUAUAUUAGUGCACUGAUGAAAAAUAUCUACGCUCACGCUUUAGACUGCAGUGAUGCCAUGGCUUCAUCAUCAUGAAUCAGCGCUUUGCCUUGUAGAAAGACAGCUUGUCUCAUGUAUGUGUAUUGCUUUAUAUUAGUACAGUAUGCUUUGCUUUGUGUACCUAAUGUGUAUGAAAAUAUUUGCUUGUGUUUCUAAUUUGAUUUGAUUUUAUAUUUGUGACAUUUCUUUCUUUUUAUAUUUGAUCACAUUUACUGUUAUGAGAUGAGCCACGGUGUAGUACUUCAGGGAUUCGUGCUGAAGUUUCACAUGUGAAAUUGUUUAGAGCCAGGAUAGUUUUCAUUGACAGACUGGAGUUAGUUUGCUGUUUGAGUGUAACAUCACCUCGUCACUGGACGACCUCCACUUAUAAACACGCAUCACUUCAUCUCUACAAGGAUUUCCACAGAGCAGCUGUGGGUGGUGGUACUGUGUCAUUAACUGUGCUAUUGAUGUGACAAAAUAAAGUCAUUAAUCAUGAUUAAAGCCUA
This is a messenger RNA of Seriola aureovittata, 6439 nucleotides long. RefSeq names its product XK related 5b (gene xkr5b). Gene Ontology annotation, cellular component: plasma membrane. Gene Ontology annotation, biological process: apoptotic process involved in development; engulfment of apoptotic cell; phosphatidylserine exposure on apoptotic cell surface. The coding region runs from base 155 to 2437 and encodes 760 amino acids. The transcript has 13 exons. The record is from RefSeq and is a predicted model, not a curated record. NCBI's taxonomy places the organism in Eukaryota, Metazoa, Chordata, Actinopteri, Carangiformes, Carangidae.